Aedes albopictus (Asian tiger mosquito) is the source of this 2196-nucleotide messenger RNA. Its product is annotated as mucin-2-like. Gene Ontology annotation, biological process: proteolysis. The transcript is spliced from 6 exons. Bases 125 to 1993 code for a protein of 622 amino acids. The record is from RefSeq and is a predicted model, not a curated record. NCBI's taxonomy places the organism in Eukaryota, Metazoa, Arthropoda, Insecta, Diptera, Culicidae. Gene Ontology annotation, molecular function: zinc ion binding; metalloendopeptidase activity.
ACAAGAAUGGGUAGCAUUGUUGAUCACCGAUUUCUUCUUUGUGGCACAAUUCUUAAGUGUUUCACACUGAUCACAACAAAAGAAAUAAUACGGAACUUCUAUUUAAGUGGACUAAUUUGAUCAAAUGGUUACCACUCCCGUUUCCGCGAUGAAGGCACUAGGUUGUUUGAUUCUCCUCGCAGUGGUUGUCAGUUGCAGUGCUGCAGUAGUUGGUCGUGGACGAGACGGUCACCGCGGUAUAGAAAGGCAUCCAGAUCACAGACGUGGCCCAAGGCGAAAUGGGAUACAUUUUGCAACGAGGCCUUCGGAAGAAGUUGGUAGACGAUUGAGGAAUUACAAAAGAGGCGUCAACAAAACGCGUCCAUUUGAAGCUGGAAUCGGAACUUAUUUGGAGUUCGAUUUGAUGGUGGAGGACCCAGUUGAAGCUAAUGCAAUCCUGGCGGGAACCUACACUUACAUCCGGUGGCCUCAAGCGAUCGUUCCGUACCAGAUUAUUGGCACAUUUUCUACCGCUGAGUUGGUCAAGAUUCAAUGGACUAUCAAGCAUUUCGCGGAAAAUACUUGUGUCAGAUUUGUUCCACGCACCACAGAGGAAUUCUACAUCAGAAUCAAUAAUAGUGCUACGGGAUGCUGGUCAUACGUCGGAAGGCAUUUAGACAACAAGUACAAUUUAGUGAAUCUCCAAAACCCAGCUUGCAUGGAAACGGGGACGGUAGCACAUGAGUUCAUGCACGCGCUUGGGUUCUAUCAUGAAUUUACCCGUCCGGAUCGUGAUGAUUGGGUUAGCAUUGAUCAAGGUGCACUGGCACCUGAGUAUCAGACGGCAAGUUUUAUGAAUGCCAAUUUUGGAAAGAAAUCGGCUGAUCAAGUGGAGCUCUACGGUAUUCCUUAUGCGUAUGGUAGUGUAAUGCACUAUUCUAAAUGGGGUGGAGCUGUCAGCUAUAAUCGCCCGGUUAUGAAUAAUCUCAAACCCUGGCCCCAUAAGGAUUUUGGAAACGACACUGGAUUAUCGCUGCCUGAUAUCAAAAAAAUAAACUACAUGUACUGCAAUUCCUCAACCAUUACCACAACUCGUGUCGCGACAACUACCAUGAAGGCUCCAACAACAACCACCAAAGCUCCAAUCACCACUACUACUACUAAAGCAACGACAAGCACUACGAAGGCUCCGGUAACUACCACUAAAGCUCCAAUCACCACUACCACUACAAAAGCAACGACCACUACUACGAAGGCUCCAGUAACUACCACUAAAGCUCCAAUCACCACCACUACUACUAAAGCAACGACAAGCACUACGAAGGCUCCAGUAACUACCACCAAAGCUCCAACCACCACUACUACUACUAAAGCAACGACAACCACUAAGAAGGCUCCAGUAACUACCACCAAAGCUCCAAUCACCACUACUACUACUAAAGCAACGACCACUACAACGAGGGCUCCAGUAACUACCACUAAAGCUCCAAUCACCACUACUACUACUACUAAAGCAACGACCACUACUACGAAGGCUCCAGUAACUACCACCAAAGCUCCAAUCACCACUACUACUACUAAAGCAACGACAACCACUACGAAGGCUCCAGUAACUACCACUAAAGCUCCAAUCACCACUACUACUACUAAAGCAACGACCACUACUACGAAGGCUCCAGUAACUACCACCAAAGCUCCAAUCACCACUACUACUACUAAAGCAACGACCACUACAACGAAGGCUCCAGCAACUACCACUAAAGCUCCAAUCACCACUACUACUACUACUAAAGCAACGACCACUACUACGAAGGCUCCAGUAACUACCACCAAAGCUCCAAUCACCACUACCACUACUAAAGCAACGACAACCACUACGAAGGCUCCAGUAACUACCACUAAAGCUCCAAUUACAACAACUACUACUAAAGCAACGACAAGUACUACGAAGGCUCCAGUUACUACCACUAGAGCUUCAACGACUACUACUAGUACAGUGAAGACGACAGGUUGAAUUUAUACAGUGCGAGAAAUAAGUAUAAAGACAGAACCGUUUUCCGUACAAAUUAAUCAUGUUUAGGGAACAAAAUCUCUUUUUCUAGCGAUUCGAUUGUUAUGGAAUUUUGUCUGCAACUUUAAAAUAACUAGAAUUUUGGCUAGAAAUAUAAAUCAUCAUCCAUGAAAACGUGUAUAUCGACUUUUCAGAUUCAAAUAAAU